Molecule: messenger RNA, 2108 nt
Organism: Patiria miniata (bat star)
Lineage: Eukaryota; Metazoa; Echinodermata; Asteroidea; Valvatida; Asterinidae
Product: peroxisomal 2,4-dienoyl-CoA reductase-like
Exons: 9
Coding region: 184-1041 (285 amino acids)
Biological process (GO): fatty acid catabolic process
Molecular function (GO): 2,4-dienoyl-CoA reductase (NADPH) activity
Source: RefSeq, a predicted model, not a curated record
CAAGAGGGCGGUAUGAAAUUAGGAUAAUAACAUGUGGUGGGUAAUAUUAUUAACGUAAAGUUUACGUGCGAUAGACGACGCGUACGGCAAAACUGCAACUAGAGUUGUAAAACUUGUAAUGUAUUAACUUGUAAUGAUUGUGUCAACUCCAAGCCUGAACUGUCUGUUGGAUUGACACUUAAAAUGGCCAGCCCAGACGUAGAUGUGUGCUUGACCAGUUACGACUAUGUUUUCAAGCCCGAUAUUUUGACGGGAAAAGUGGCCUUCAUCACAGGUGGUGGAUCGGGAAUUUGCUUCACAAUUGCGGAAAUUUUCAUGAGACAUCAGUGCAACACAGUUAUAGCCAGCAGAAAAUAUAAUAGAUUGCAAGAGUCAGCUAAGAAACUAGAGAGUGCCACUGGACAAAGAUGUCUACCAAUUCAAGUUGAUGUCAGAAAGCCGGAGGAAGUGCUGCGCAGUGUUGAGCAAGCUCUCAAUCAUUAUGGAAGAAUUGACAUUCUCGUCAAUGGAGCUGCCGGAAAUUUUCCAGCACCGGCCAGUAGUCUCUCCUUUAACGGUUUCAAGACAGUUCUGGAGAUUGACACGGUGGGGACUUUCAACACUUGCAAAGCCGUCUACGAAAAAUACAUGAGGGACCAUGGAGGCGUCAUCAUCAAUAUAUCUGCAACACUGUUUUAUCGAGGCCAGCUUUUUCAGAUCCAUGCCAGUGCAGCGAAAGCAGCAAUUGACUCUAUGACGCAGACACUAUGCAAUGAGUGGGGACCUCAGGGCAUCCGUGUGGUGGGCAUAGCUCCAGGACCAAUAGCCGACACAGAGGGCAUAAGGCGGCUAGGUGCAGGUAUGUUUGAUGAAGAGGUACUGAGGAACUUUCCCCUCCAGCGGAUGGGUACCAAGCAGGACGUUGGCGAUUGUGCAGUCUUCGCGGCCAGCCCAGCUGCCAAUUACAUCUCAGGCCACACCAUCGUGGUGGACGGUGGGCACUGGAUGACCUGUGACAACAAUUUCGGCUUCUACAGUAAACGGAUGGGGGCAAAACUGUAGAGUGGACUUCAGUAUUCAUCUUAAAUCACACACCCCUGUUUAUGUACAUACAAGUUUCAAAAGCAAUUAUAAGAUGGCUAAAAACAAUGCUUGUGCUGGUCCCAGAGAGGUGCUCUUUGUUACUCACCGACGCCAUGUCACUUGUUAGCCGAGUAGUGCUAUCAAAUAGUUUAAAGGUACAGUCCAUCAUUUGCAGCUAUCCAAAAAGUAACUGACUAGGUUUAAAGAUGGUAACUCCCUGUGAAAUUGUUCACUCUGGCAAGCUGUCAUUUUGAAGAAAUCAAUGAAAGAAGGCCAUUUCCAACAAUGUGUCUAACGACGCAUUCUUGGAAAUUUUCGUUUUUUAUUCGGCGAAGUGCGCGCAGGCAUUGAGAACCUGUCUCGGAAGCUGAAUUCAGGCCCAAUUCAAAACGUGACUCGGCCACUUUUGAUUUGAAAUCGCUAUCCUAGAAUAUUGUUUUCUCGGAAUAUACAGCAUUCACUGAGCUGAAGCUUCAUCGGGUUAGCUGUUGAGUACCCUUGCUUAGAUUUUGAGCACUUUUGUUGCCUCAAACGAACAGAAUUCACAAGAUACAAAUGAUUGAUGCUACCUUUAAAGUCCGGUUUGGUGGUUGAUCUUUACUUGCUACAAACCCUCAUGUGCAAGGGCCCCAAAAUUCCAUAUAUUUAAAGAGGAAACUGAUGGCAACAAACGGUGAUUUUGCUAGACUUGAUGACAAGUCGUUAGAUAGUCAUAUUUGUCCGUGAACUUCAGUCGAACUCCAUCAGCUCGGCUUGUAUAAGACUAGUACGUAAUCGGCCGGGUUGCGACAAAUCUAACGACUUGACGAUUAUGUUCUCGCACCGUUAUUCAUAUAUGCAAGCAGCGCAAUACAUAUGCAGUGCAUUUUUGCGGUGAGAUCCAAUCACGAACCGCUAUGCAAAUGAGGACUCAUUCAAUUCCAUUGCAUGGGGACUUCUUCUCAAUAUGUCAGGGACAUGUUUGCAGAUCUGGUGACGUUUUAAAGACCAAUUCACUCAGCUUGGUCAAUUGUGUAUAGAAAUAAAAUGUAUCGUGAUAUACUUGA